AUGCUGAGGUACCGGCGGCUCUUCCAGCAGCGGCAGCGGCGGCGGCGGCGGCGGCGACAGCGACAGCGCUCGGCUCCGGCGGGAAAGGCGCCCGGCGUCCAUGCCUCCGGCCCCCCGCCGCGGCUGCGCUGACCCGGCCGCGACCUCCCUCGGCGCACCCAGCCGCCCGGGCUCCUGGGGUGUUCCCUAGCCACGGCCCAGCCCCGCCACACCCACCGCCCCCGGCCUCCGCAGCUCGGCAUGGGCGCGGGGGCGCUCGUCCUGGGCGCCUCCGAUCCCGCCAACCUGUCGUCGGCUGCGCCGCUCCCCGACGGCGCGGCCACCGCGGCGCGGUUGCUGGUGCCCGCGUCGCCGCCCUCCUCGCUGCUGCCUCCCGCCAGCGAAGGCCCGGAGCCGCUGUCGCAGCAGUGGACGGCGGGCAUGGGCCUGCUGAUGGCGCUCAUCGUGCUGCUCAUCGUGGCGGGCAACGUGCUGGUGAUCGUGGCCAUCGCCAAGACACCGCGGCUGCAGACGCUCACCAACCUCUUCAUCAUGUCCCUGGCCAGCGCCGACCUGGUCAUGGGGCUGCUGGUGGUGCCUUUCGGGGCCACCAUCGUGGUGUGGGGCCGCUGGGAGUACGGCUCCUUCUUCUGCGAGCUGUGGACCUCGGUGGACGUGCUGUGCGUGACGGCCAGCAUCGAGACCCUGUGUGUCAUCGCCCUGGACCGCUACCUCGCCAUCACUUCGCCCUUCCGCUACCAGAGCCUGCUGACGCGCGCGCGGGCACGGGGCCUCGUGUGCACCGUGUGGGCCAUCUCGGCGCUGGUGUCCUUCUUGCCCAUCCUCAUGCACUGGUGGCGGGCGGAGAGCGACGAGGCGCGCCGCUGCUACAACGACCCCAAGUGCUGCGACUUCGUCACCAACCGGGCCUACGCCAUCGCCUCGUCCGUGGUCUCCUUCUACGUGCCCCUGUGCAUCAUGGCCUUCGUGUACCUGCGGGUGUUCCGCGAGGCCCAGAAGCAGGUGAAGAAGAUCGACAGCUGCGAGCGCCGCUUCCUCGGCGGCCCGGAGCGGCCGCCCUCGCCCGCCCCCGCGCCCGCGCCGCCGUCAGCGCCCGGACCCCCGCGCCCCAACGCCACUGCCGCCACCGCCCCCCUGACCAACGGGCGCGCGGGCAAGCGGCGGCCCUCGCGCCUCGUGGCCCUGCGCGAGCAGAAGGCGCUCAAGACGCUGGGCAUCAUCAUGGGCGUGUUCACGCUCUGCUGGCUGCCCUUCUUCCUGGCCAACGUGGUGAAGGCCUUCCACCGCGAGCUGGUGCCCGACCGCCUCUUCGUCUUCUUCAACUGGCUGGGCUACGCCAACUCGGCCUUCAACCCCAUCAUCUACUGCCGCAGCCCAGACUUCCGCAAGGCCUUCCAGCGCCUGCUCCGCUGCGCGCGCAGAGCCGCCAGCCGGCGCCACGCGGCCCACGGGGACCGGCCGCGCGCCUCGGGCUGCCUGGCCCGGCCCGGUCCCCCGCCGUCGCCCGGGGCCGCGUCGGACGACGACGACGACGAUGUCGUCGGGGCCACGCCGCCCGCGCGCCUGCUGGAGCCCUGGGCUGGCUGCAACGGCGGGGCGGCGGCGGACAGCGACUCGAGCCUGGACGAGCCGUGCCGCCCCGGCUUCGCCUCGGAAUCCAAGGUGUAGGGGCCAGGCGUCCCGGAACGGCUUCCCGGGGGAUCUCGGAGAUCUGUGUUUACUCAAGACCGAAAGCAGGUGAACUCGAAGCCCACAAACCUCGUCUGAAUCAUCCAAGGCAAACAGAAAAGCCACGGACCGUUGCACAAAAAGGAAAGUUUGAGGAGGGGUGGGAGAGUGGCUUGCUGAUGUUCCUUGGGUUUUUUUCCUUCUUCUUCUGUUUGUGGUCCGGCCUUCUUUUGUGUUUGCGUGUGAUGCGUCUUUAGAUUUUUCCCCCCAGGUGGUUUUUGACACUUGCGAGGACCGGAGUGGAAGCUGGGUAGGCAGGGGAAGGGAGAAGCAUUGGGAGGGGAUUAAAAUCGAUCAGCCUGGCUCCCAUCCCUGUCCCGGGAACAGGGGCAGUCUACCAGCCAGAGAGAGGAGAAUGACAGUUUAUCAAGGCAUAUUUAUUUCCUUUUGCUUUCCAGAGAAAUUUCAUUUUAAUUCCUGAGUAAUGGUUUCCGCUGUUAUGAAAGCAAAAAGGAUGGAUGCAAAAAAAGAAAUUCACGUUUCAAGAAAUGUUAAGCUCUUCUUGGAACAAGCCCCAAUUUGCUUCGCUUGUGUAGGGCAAACCCUCUGUCCCCCCGCGCGCCUGGGUGGUCAGGCUAAGGGAUUUCUACCUCACACUGUGCAUUUGCACAGCAGAUAGAAAGACUUGUUUAUAUUAAACAGCUUAUUUAUGUAUCAAUACUAGUUGGAAGGACCAGGCGCAGAGCCUCUCUCUGUGACAUGUGACUCUGUCAAUUGAAGACAGGACAUGAAAAGAGAGAGAGACAGUUUUGAUUACUGCACAUGUGGAUAAAAACAAAAACAAAAAAAGGAGUGGUUCAAAAUGCCAUUUUUGCACAGUGUUAGGAAUUACAAAUUCCACAGAAGACGUUACUUGCACAAAAAGAAAUUAAAUAUUUUUUAACUGGGGAAGGGGUGGGCAGAUCUUAAAAACUAAAAUAAAAUUCACACUCUACUUCUGUUGUCUAGUAUGUUAUAGAGCUAAUGAUUUAUUGGGAAAAUAGCUUUUUAUACUCCUUUAUCAUGGUACUGUAACUGUAUCCAUAUUAUAAAUAUAAUUAUCUUAAGGAUUUUUUAUUUUUUUUAUGUCCAAGUGCCCACGUGAAUUUGCUGGUGAAAGUUAGCACUUGUGUGUAAAUUCUAUUUCCUCUUGUGUGUUUUACCAAGUAUUUAUACUCUGGUGCAACUAACUACUGUGUGAGGAAUUUGUCCAUGUGCAAUAAAUACCAAUGAAGCACAA
Sapajus apella (tufted capuchin) is the source of this 2947-nucleotide messenger RNA. RefSeq names its product adrenoceptor beta 1 (gene ADRB1). Gene Ontology annotation, cellular component: membrane. The transcript has a single exon. Gene Ontology annotation, biological process: positive regulation of heart rate by epinephrine-norepinephrine; adenylate cyclase-activating adrenergic receptor signaling pathway; norepinephrine-epinephrine-mediated vasodilation involved in regulation of systemic arterial blood pressure. Bases 241 to 1668 code for a protein of 475 amino acids. NCBI's taxonomy places the organism in Eukaryota, Metazoa, Chordata, Mammalia, Primates, Cebidae. The record is from RefSeq and is a predicted model, not a curated record. Gene Ontology annotation, molecular function: beta1-adrenergic receptor activity.